UGCAAUAUUCUAUUUGUCCAUGCAAUAUUGACAUUAACAAAAAAACACGUUUGUGUACGUAAGAAAAGAUUUCACAAGUUUUUUUUUCGUGUUGUGUUGAAAAAUCUGGAAGACGAUCUGCUGAUCGGGAGCUAGGCGCUAAACAUUAUUCGCCCUAUUAAACUCUAUUAUACUGCGCAUAUUCGUCAAAUAAUCCAGCAUAAAGACUUAUGCUUGGUACAUAACGUCAUCUAAGUUUAUUAGAAGCCGCAAUAUUUUACUUAUUUUAGGCUGGAUUUAUUUUAACGGGGCGUUGAGAGGGUGUUCAAUACGGGCGUUUAAUCCUAGUUAAGCUCGCUUCUCUUUAUACAAACUUCAUGUUUAAUUUAUGGUGCUAAUUUCUUUUUAAAAAACACAAACCACACAAAUUCAAAACGCCCAACUAAUCUCUCAUUACGUUGAUACAAUACGGUAAUCAAGGUGGCAAUUUUUUUUAAUUAGAUAAAUUAUAAAAAUAUCAUGCACUUCAUCUUUCUUCGUGCUGCGCACUUAUUGUUUCAAUAAAAAUAGACUUUAGUGAAAGAUCAUCAGCCACGUUUAACGUAGUUCUUGGUUAUUGUUUUUUUGUUUAUUUGUUUACAUUACUCUCGAGGUAUAAGUUUUCUUCCGUUCUUUUGUUGAUGUAACUUUAUCCUCGCUUCAAGUUGUCAAUCAACAAAUGUAUAACACUACCCUUAAAUCGUGAUGUUUUUAAAAAAUUGUUCUCUGGCUUGCAAAAAUGGCUUUUCGAUGUAAAUACUCGCACGGCUGAUCUAAUUUAUGAAUUAAUGCUUUAUUAAAUAGCCAUUGUUGAACUCAAAAAGAAACGGAUUAGAAAUUAGGUUAUUAUAAUUUAUGAUUAAAAUAAUUAACAUUCCGGCAUAAAUUAACGAUAAAGCUUUUGGAUGUGUGUUUUUAUAGCAGUUAUAUAGAUAGAACAAAAUACAGUUGGAUUAAUGAGAAGAUAAAGUUUUACGAGAGAAAGUUUUUUCUUUAAAAUUAUAAAGUUAAGAUUCAUUAAAAAUUUAAAAGUAAAGUUUUAGUGGUACUUAAAAAUGCCGAUGGUUCUACGUGAUAAAAGACGCUCGUUACAUUUAAGUCCGAACGGAAAGCUCGCGGAAUUAACGAAAGAAGCUUUCUCAAGGCCUAGAAGUUGGUAUUUGCCCACACAGAAUGUUGAUAUCGAUCCAUACACAUCUGUACGAAAGAUUUUUUACGAAUUUCCUAAAAAAGCAUUUUACGGUGAGAACGAGGAAAAUGGCGGUGUUAUUGAGAAAGGUUCUCCACAAGAAAGUGAUGUUUUGGCAAGUUACAUGAAAGAGCAGAGUUUGAGAAGUUCGUUUACGCGUUUGGAUAUUAAAAAAUACCCAAGUCCUGUUCCUUCACAUAAAAGUAUGUCAAAUGAUAACAACAACAAUAUUAACUCGAUGUCCCCGCCAAAGAACAGAACAAAUUUAUCACCUUUAAGUUAUUUCUCAUCAAAAGUUUCCGAUACUGCAAGUUUAAAGGAGGAAAGCAGCAAUUACGCAGAUUUUUAUGUCCCGCACGCUAAAUCACCACCCACCAAUUUUUUACGACGAAGUAGUAAGCGUCGAAGUUACGAUCCAACAAAGUUUAAAUCGACGGGUUUGGUGAAGAAACUUGACGACGAAAUAUCGCUUACAUCUGCCGGUAAUUUGUCUUUAAACGUACCGAUAAAAGAUCCGAUAUCACCGGAGUUAGAUAAAUGUUUACCCGAUCAAGAAGUUGAUCCCAAUCCUAUGAUUGAAAGAUAUUUAAGAGAUGCAAAUCAAGACAUUUGUGCAGGAGUUUAUCCAGCGGCUGAAGACUCGAUAUCAGUUCAAAGUGACCCAUACUGCACGACUGACCUGAAAACAGAUUUAUUUAUUCCUUGGACAAAACGUUGGAGUUUCAUCGUCGCUAGUGAGACAAAGGAAAAUAAAUUUAAACACAGAAGAAGUAGUCGGAAAUUCUCAUCGCUUCGUCGUCAGAAAUCUUUCAAUAUCGAUACUUUAACUAAAAAGGAACAGUCAGCGACGAUACGUCGUGUCGGCACUUUUAAGGACAGCACCAAUCAACGCAGCACACCGACAAGUUUGCGACGGCAUAACAGUGAAAAUAGCGGCACACUAAAGAAAAGAAGAAUGAGUAACGUUUCCACCUUAAGCAAACAGAGUGUAGAUUAUGCAACCUUGCAAAGAGAAAGUUCUCGCCACCUGAGACAAAAACGCACCACUGGCUCCACUCGUUUUUUCUUUGAGGGUUAUCAAGACAAGCUGCGCGACGAUAUGUUUUAUGCUGACUCAUCAUCGUCUUGUUCAUCCCCAAAUAUAGAAAGUUCUUAUGAUGUUUUUACCUGCAAGUUAUCAAAAGAAUUUGACGCGAAAAUUUUAAGUAAGACUUAUCAACAGUUGUAUUAUAUUAGAUCGAGAUUAUCAGAAGAUGCGAGAAAAAGCAAAUUUUCGUGUGAUGGCUGUUUUGGAUGCGGUACGGAAAUUCAAUGCACGACUCAAGCACAGUGGGUAUAGAGAACUUUCUUUCUAAAAAUGUUGGAAAGUACACAUGAAACAAAUAUUAUAUUGGAAUUGGAAUCUUCGCAGUGUUGUACAGUAUUCUACCUUCGAUUCACUUAAAUAAUGACAAAUUAUUUAAUAAGUUAUUUUUAUGUAGAUAUAAAGAAAGAUAAUAAGAAUAAUAAAAA
Messenger RNA from Hydractinia symbiolongicarpus, 2719 nucleotides. RefSeq lists its product as uncharacterized. Lineage: Eukaryota; Metazoa; Cnidaria; Hydrozoa; Anthoathecata; Hydractiniidae. The record is from RefSeq and is a predicted model, not a curated record. The transcript is spliced from 2 exons. Bases 1074 to 2546 code for a protein of 490 amino acids.